Messenger RNA from Mycena citricolor, 933 nucleotides. The record is from the annotation of a GenBank genome assembly. Lineage: Eukaryota; Fungi; Basidiomycota; Agaricomycetes; Agaricales; Mycenaceae.
UGGGACGCGCGCGUGGAGAGAAGGACGCGCCUCAUCUGUGCAUUCCGCAUUCCCGAGCCACUCUCCCCGCCCACUGAAGCCCGCCUUCUUGCUAUUAUCAUGCCUCGAGUGGCCACGACCAGCAUCAUCUCACGUGCCCGCACGUCGCCUGUGAACGGCUGCGGUGGCAAGCACCAGUGCACGGAGUGCAUCAAGAGCUUCAGGCGGUCGAGCGAUCUGGAGCGGCACUUUAUUGCGAAGCAUCUGCCUGCGCAAGAGCGGGACAAGUACAUGAAGUACUGCACGUUUCCGGGGUGCAGUCACAAGUCUCUGCAGAAAUCGAACCUCGAGACGCACUACAUCUCUCAGCACACGCAGACCAAGCCGUACAAAUGCUCUCUGGCGACGUGCGACAAGGAGUACGCGGAUCCGUCUGCCUUGUCGCGUCACAAGCACAAGCACAUCGCGGCAGGAGAGAUGGCUGGAUCCUCCUUCUCCUCCUUCUCGCCGAGAUCGGGUUUCUCGUCGUCGAGCUCGGCAUCGCCAUCCCCGAGUCCAAGUUCACUCGCACAAACGCCAGAGCCGGUGGACUUGUUUGGGCAGCGGACUCAAGAUGAGCUGUUCGCGGCUGUGAUGGAUCCAUCACUGGAUCGGAUCGCGGGCGAGGCUGCGUUGGACGCGUACUGUGUGGGCGUCACUUCAUGUGAGCCGCCGACGCUCGAUUACACGCUGGAUCCGUCGGAGAUGUUUUUCGGGGACUGUUACGGCGGGCUGGGGAUGGGCAACCUGGAUUUCUCCUUGGAUUCGUCGAAGAUGAUCUCCCCGGAGUAUGCGCCUUUCGACUUUCCGGUGUCCGGAUUCGAGUUCCACGAGCUGCUGGACAUGGACUACCUGCUCCCUGUGCCAUCAUCUUGGGAUAACUUGUUUUCAUUCUGAUAGACGGACCACCUCUUC